GUGAUGACCCCUCGUUCCAUCCGUCCUCACUGAGCGGCAGCAAAGCACGCCGUGCCAUUCCCAUCACUAAGCGCUUGCGCGCGGCGGAGAAACCCAAGCGAAGCCCCGCAAGAGCGAGGCGAGGGAGAGUGGGGCGAGUGGGUGAGCCGCUGGCUAGCGGGAUGGCGUCGCCGGGGGUGGUGGCCGCGGCGCUGCUGGUGGCGGUCCUGGCGGCAUUCUGUGGCACGGAUCCGCUGCGGAUGGGCAGCAUGGCGGGCUUCCCGGGGUUCGAGGCGCACUUCGUCGACCUCCCCGAUCCCGCCGAGAUGCCGCCGCACGCGGACGAGCGGGAGCGGCUCCGCGGGGCCGAGGUGCGGUUCCGCGGCGAUGUGCAGGGUCCCGAGAGUGUCGCCUUCGACCCUCAGGGUCGCGGCCCGUACACGGGCGUCGCCGACGGCCGGGUCGUCUUCUGGGACGGCGAGCGGUGGGUCCCCUUCGCGACUGCCUCCCCGCGCUGGACGCAGGAGCUCUGCGGCGGGCCUAAAGCCUCGCCGGUGGAGUACCUCCCCAACGAGCACAUCUGCGGCCGCCCGCUCGGGCUCCGCUUCGAUAAGAAGACCGGGGACCUGUACAUCGCCGACGCCUACUUCGGAUUGCUUAAGGUCGGUCCCGAAGGCGGGCUGGCCACGCCGCUCGCAACGGAGGCCGAGGGCGUGCGCCUCAACUUCACCAACGACCUCGAUCUCGACGACGAGGGCAAUGUGUACUUCACGGACUCCAGCAUCCACUACCAGAGACGGAAUUUCAUGCAGUUAGUUUUCUCGGGGGAUCCCUCUGGGAGACUUCUGAAAUAUAACCCACAGACAAAGGAAACGACAGUACUGCAUCGCAACCUCCAAUUUCCCAACGGUGUGUCCAUGAGCAAGGAUGGCUCAUUCUUUGUUUUCUGCGAAGGAUCGCGUGGCAGGUUGAGCAGAUACUGGUUGAAAGGCGAGAAGGCAGGCACUGUGGAUCUUUUCGCUAUCUUGCCUGGCUUCCCAGACAAUGUGAGAACGAAUGAGAAGGGCGAGUUCUGGGUGGCAAUCCACUGCCGCCGAAGUCUGUACGCCCGGCUUAUGAGCCGCCAUGUCAAGCUGAGGAAGUUUUUGCUCAGCCUCCCGAUCCCCGCCAAGUACCACUACCUGAUGCAGAUCGGUGGCAGGCUCCACGCGGUCAUCAUCAAGUACAGCCCAGAGGGCCAGGUGCUUGACAUCUUGGAGGACACCAAGGGCGAGGUGGUGAGAGCCGUCAGCGAAGUGGAGGAGAAAGACGGGAAGCUCUGGAUAGGGUCUGUCCUGAUGCCGUUCAUCGCUGUCUUUGACCUCGCGAAGGCGUCUUAGCCGCCUCAAGUUUGAUUGGAAACAUUGUUGCUUUAAGACAUGGAGUCCAUGGUUACCGCUGCACGCUUCUCUGAGAGGAUCAGUGAUCCCAAUAAUUUGGUUCUGGUGCAACCUGGAGCUGUAUAUAAUGCUCCAGCUUCUUUUAGUAGCAAAUGUAAGUUGCUGACAUGUUCUUUAGAUUGUCACUAGAACUAGAACUAUGAACGAACAGCUCGUGCUUCCGAGUCCAGAUUUACCAGAUGUGCUUCUUG
Molecule: messenger RNA, 1609 nt
Organism: Zea mays
Lineage: Eukaryota; Viridiplantae; Streptophyta; Magnoliopsida; Poales; Poaceae
Product: strictosidine synthase
Exons: 3
Coding region: 162-1358 (398 amino acids)
Cellular component (GO): endomembrane system
Molecular function (GO): hydrolase activity
Source: RefSeq, marked validated